GUAUGUAUAUGCUGUGAACAGUUGGAAUGUACUUGGCAAAAGAGGGCCCCCUGAACUUGACACUUCCUUGUUUGUGUCUGCUGUUCAUACUGUUGGCCGUCAAGGGUCAAGAUGACCAUCAUAUACAUCAGCUAUACACUGACAUCUUCAAAAACAACAACCCACUGGUCAGACCAGUCAAGAACAGCAGUGACACUAUCACGGUCUCAUUACAACUUUACCUUCUCAGCAUGUCCGACUUCGAUGAAGUUACUCAGACUGUGACAGCUAACGGCUUUUUCUUUGUGACCUGGAAAGAUGAGUUUCUAACCUGGAACGCCAGUGAGUAUGGAGGAGUCAGUGAAAUUCGUCCUGAUUAUGGGAAGGUUUGGAGACCUUACAUCACAAUUCGCAACCAGGUGGACAGUGUUGAUCCUCUGGGAUUGGACUUUGGGAUCAUGAAAGUGACAGCCAAUGGAGUUGUGACUUGGUUGCCAGGAGAUACAUUCAAGACUUUUUGCAAAAUGGAUGUUACCAACUACCCAUUGGACAAACAGGAGUGUUCUUACAUCACGUUAGACUGGGGUUAUGCUCAGAAUGAACUUGAUUUAAAACCGAUUAAUAACUCCAUAGGAUUAAAUUUAUUUAACUCCAACAGCCAGUGGAAUAUAGUUAACUCAUCUGCUGAAAGACUUGUGCUUGAAAACAUGGGCAUAUCAUUUUCACUUGUAAACUUCAAUAUUACACUGAAGAGAAAGUCGACAUUAGUGAUACUGACAACUCUCCUGCCUGUCCUGGUCCUGGGAUUAGUGAAUAUGGUGGUAUUCCUCAUUCCUGUCGAGUCUGGCGAGAAGCUGUCCUUUGCCAUCACGGUGUUACUGUCUUUCACUGUAUCACUAUCCUUCGUCACUGGACUGCUGCCACAGAACGCUGACAGUAUACCUGUGUUUACUAUCUUAAAUGUUAGUCUGUUUAUUAUGAGUUCAACAUAUGUGUUCCUGACCAUCUGGAUCAUGCACGUGUUCCAUCGCGACGCCGCCAUCAGGCCUGUUCCCACGUGGAUGGGACGUAUGACACGAUCCUGGGAGAGAUGCUUCUGUGGCACUCCUCCUGUGGGAACCCAGGAGACCUCGACUCAGGAAAGAAUGUCAAAGGAAACAUCGGAACCCUCAUCAAUUACAUGGAUGCAGGUCAGCAGAAUGGCUGACAGGAUUGUCUUUCUUUUUUUUUUCAUGCUUUUCAUCAUGACAGUAAUAAUCGGUUAUCUUAAGAUAGCAACUUACUGACAUGACACAGACCUGUAAACCUAAUGGUAGAUUAGCAAUAACAGUAGGAUACAGAUUUGU
Molecule: messenger RNA, 1325 nt
Organism: Haliotis rubra (blacklip abalone)
Lineage: Eukaryota; Metazoa; Mollusca; Gastropoda; Lepetellida; Haliotidae
Product: neuronal acetylcholine receptor subunit alpha-7-like
Exons: 1
Coding region: 27-1265 (412 amino acids)
Biological process (GO): regulation of membrane potential; signal transduction; monoatomic ion transmembrane transport
Cellular component (GO): synapse; membrane; neuron projection
Molecular function (GO): extracellular ligand-gated monoatomic ion channel activity; neurotransmitter receptor activity; transmembrane signaling receptor activity
Source: RefSeq, a predicted model, not a curated record